AAAACGUACGCUACAUUUUGUCGUGGGUGGCAGUGUAAUGCAUUUUGUUAUGCUAUUCUCCAAUUUAAGGUUUAAGUGUAUUAAAAAUCGGACAACCUUACUUAAAGUUAGCUUUUGACUAUGUCCACAACUUACAAUUUGUAUAUUUUAAAAUUUCGCUGAGUGUAUUCAUAUUUAGAUCGAUGAAUAAGAACACCAAUUAAUAUCUCACAUUGAUGUAGAUUAUUUCCGUAAGUUUCUGGAGUUGUUGUUUAAGCUUAAUAUCCGGAAUUCCGAAAUAGAUCGUGAUACAAUGCGACGACAGCCGGAAUGCUCCGAGAUUUCGGAGUUAUUUGUAAACUGACAACUACUAUCAAAGCACUUUGUAAACAUCAUUCUGGUCGAACAGACUAAAGUAUUAUGGCAAAUCAUCAGGAAACUUUCUGAGCGGGCACAUUUAUCUUAUCUUCUAUUUAGUUAUAAGUUGUAUGGCUUUAACGUUGCAAAAUGUUUACGUUCUCCUGUCUCAUUUUAAGGAACUAAUUGUGGCAUUUUCUCCAUACCUGCUAAACCGUGUAUACAAAAUUUAUAACCAGCAGGUGAUUGUAUAAUAUAUCAAAAUUUCUUGCAGUUGAAAUGAACCUGAUUUGUUAGACGUUUGGAUGCAUUAUUCAUCUAAUCCCUAUAUGCAAAAUAGUUACCGUCAGAGUCAGUGAGUAAAUUUUGAUAAUUGUGAUGGGUAUAUAAAACCAGUAACUACUCACCUAAUACUUUUGCAAACGGACUUUUAACGUGAUGAAAUUGACCUAUUUGACAUUCUUGUUUGACAUCGUAUGCCUGAAGUAAGCAGGAACUUUUGAAUCACUUUUGUCUGGGUGAUUUGAUAUUUAUUCAACAAUGCUGUUGUGCCAGUGAUCGAGCUUCAAUCUGAAUUUCUGACUGGAGUCAAACCUCAAGAUCGAUUAUUAGACUAAAAUUCUUAUUUGACAUUUUUUCAUCAGCUUCUACUGUUGUAUUAUGAGUUUCUAAGUUUCCUUGAUCGUCAUGCUCCGAAUUAUUGCAUUUUCACUAUUGCACUGUGAUAAGAAAGUGGCAUAGCUACUUGUUAUAUCCUAUGGACACAACGGGUUACUCACCCUCUUUAACUCAACAAAGACUGACCCACCUCGGUGUACAAGGGUAAGAGUGCAAAUGGAGAGGUUAUUUUCCAUCAACUGCAAAUUCUCCACUGAUUCUGAAAAUUAUGUGAGAAAUACAAUGUUAUGGGUAGGUUGUGUGGUUUGCUCAACCGGUUAGUUUUUAUUUAUUUUAUUUUAUUUGAACACAUAAAUAUUGGUACAAGGAAGCACCAGAUAAAUAUGCGCCUCACAAAUCUCAUUUGAUUUGUGUGAGGGCUGUGAUACUGCCCAGAUGCCCAGACUGAAGCAGGUAAUCGGUUAGUAAUCAAAUCUGAAUACAUUUAACCGACUAGUUGCAACUAAUUAUUAAUUUAUCUAUAUAAUUCAAAACGUCAAAAGACUAACCACUUCAAUUACAAAAUAUAAAUAAUUUACGGAGCUAUAUUUUUGAUCCACCCUGACACUAACACACUCGGAUCCUGUUUAUAAUUAACAUCUAAGUUUUGAUUCAGUUCCCAUGUUCAUUAUGACUACUUCAGUAUAGGUUUGAUAAACUUAGUGGUAUUUACCAUCUUUGUCUUAUUCAAAGUUAGCCAUAUUGUCAUUUAAUUGUAACUCAAAUUUUACUUUGUACUGAGUCGCAGUUUCUGUUUUGUACCCAGGUGAAAAAUGUUUAACGAGGAAACAAAAGGCUGAAACUAUUCCCUUAGUUCUCAAUAAACAAUAUGGCUAAAGCUCGUAAAAGUAAUUUUUAUGACUUAUAAUGUUUGUCCCAAAGUACCCAAUGCCACCAAAGAGGAACUCAUGGUUUUAACCGUGAGUGAAAUAAUCUCACACCUUUUAAAGGCUAUCGAGGAAAAACGUGAUGUCGAUUUAAAUAAACUGAAAUCAGUGAUAUCUAGUAAAUAUGGUUUAGCCUCACAACCACGAUUGGUUGAUUUAAUCGCAGCUGUACCAACAGAACAUAGACAUGUGCUGUUGCCACAUUUGAAAGCGAAACCAGUGAGAUCAGCUAGUGGGAUUGUAGUUAUAGCAGUCAUGUGUAAACCUCACCGAUGUCCUCAUAUAGCUGUGACCGGGAAUGUUUGCGUCUAUUGUCCAGGUGGACCAGAUUCUGAUUUUGAAUACUCUACACAGUCGUAUACUGGAUAUGAGCCCACUUCAAUGCGUGCUAUUCGAGCUCGUUACAAUCCUUUUAUUCAAACACGGCAUCGAAUUGAACAACUUCAACAACUGGGACAUACAUGUGAUAAAGUUGAAUUUAUUGUUAUGGGGGGAACGUUUAUGUGUCUUUCUGAAGACUAUCGGGAUUACUUCAUUAGAAGUUUACAUGAUGCACUAUCUGGUCAUACAAGCCAAAAUGUUGACGAAGCUGUUAGUUAUUCUGAACGAAGUAAAACAAAAUGUGUUGGAAUCACCAUUGAAACACGUCCAGAUUAUUGUUUAAAAAAACAUUUAAGUGAAAUGUUGCGUUAUGGUUGUACACGGUUAGAGAUUGGUGUUCAAAGUGUCUAUGAAGAUGUUGCCAGAGAUACAAAUAGAGGUCAUACUGUUAAAGCUGUUUGUGAAUCAUUUCAUUUAUCUAAAGAUGCUGGAUUUAAAGUUGUUUCACAUAUGAUGCCUGAUUUACCAAAUGUUGGUUGGGAACGUGAUUUAGCACAAUUUGCUGAAUAUUUUGAAAAUCCAGCAUUUCGUUCAGAUGGAUUAAAAAUUUAUCCAACACUUGUUAUACGUGGUACAGGUUUAUAUGAAUUAUGGCGUACUGGUCGUUAUAAAAGUUAUCCACCUGGUAUGCUAAUUGAUUUGGUUGCUAGAAUAUUAGCUUUGGUUCCACCAUGGACUCGAAUUUAUCGUAUUCAAAGAGAUAUUCCUAUGCCAUUGGUAACUAGUGGUGUGGAACAUGGUAAUUUACGUGAACUUGUAUUAGCUCGAAUGGAAGAACUAGGUGCUAGCUGUCGUGAUGUUCGAACACGUGAAGUUGGCAUACAAGAAAUACAUUCACGUGUAAAACCAUAUCAGGUUGAACUUGUUCGUAGAGAUUAUGUUGCAAAUGGUGGUUGGGAGACAUUUUUAGCCUAUGAGGAUCCAUAUCAAGAUAUAUUGAUCGGUUUAUUACGUUUAAGAAAGUGUUCACUGCAAACAUUUAGACCAGAAUUAAUCGUUAAAACACAUAAUAAUAAUGAUGACGAUGUUCAAGGUAAUAAAGAUCCUCGUUGUUCCAUUGUACGUGAACUACAUGUAUAUGGUAGUGCUGUUCCAGUGGCUGCUAGGGAUCCCACGAAGUUUCAACAUCAAGGUUUCGGAACUUUACUAAUGGAAGAAGCAGAACGUAUAGCUAAAUAUGAACAUGGUUCAUUGAAGAUUGCAGUUAUAUCCGGUGUGGGGACUAGAAACUACUAUCGAAAAUUGGGUUAUAAAUUAGAGGGUCCAUAUAUGAUCAAGUUUUUAUAAUGCACAAUUUUAAAUAACUUGACAUACAUUGACAAUAUUUCCUCCCCCCCCAUUGGUUUUCUGUACAUUCUUUUUUACUUUCUCAAUAAUCACCCCUAAUAAUCGGUUAUUAC
Molecule: messenger RNA, 3661 nt
Organism: Schistosoma rodhaini
Lineage: Eukaryota; Metazoa; Platyhelminthes; Trematoda; Strigeidida; Schistosomatidae
Source: the annotation of a GenBank genome assembly